CUCUCACAAAAAUAAACAUUAAAAAAAAUAAAAUGGGCUUUGGUCUUAAGCUGCCUUGUUUAUUGUUUCCAAUUCUCACCUUGUUUAUUGUUUCUAAUUCUAAUCAAAGCUUUGCUUUCUAAUUUUUUAAAGUUUGAGAGAGAGCAUGUGAGCGAACGUCUUUUUUUAAAAUAUUUAUUUACUAGAGGGGUGCCUGGGUGCCUCUUGGUUAAACGUCCCACUCUUUAUUUGGCUCAGGUCAUGAUCUCACAGUUCAUGGGAUUGAGCCCUGCGUUGGGCUUCGUGCUGACAUCGUGGAGCCUACUUGGGGUUCUCUCUCUCCCUCACUCUCUCUCAAAAUAAAUAAACAUUAAAAAACCCUUUGCUUUCUUAUUUACAUAUUGGAAAAAAUGUCUUGUAGAGGAGGCACCUAUAGUGUGCAUAUUUUAGUGACUUAAAAUCUUCUAAUAGCUUAUGAAAUGACUUUUAGUUCAGUAUUUUGAAUUGUCUCAGAUAGCAAAGAUUUUCAGAGCCUUUGGUGUUCUGUGAUCAAGAACAUUUGUUGUCCUUGACUGGUUUUGAAGGGAGAACAUGUUCUCUACUUUGUACCUCAGAGAGUCAGGUGUGUUCCACACUCAUUCGUCUCAAAAUUGUUUGUUCUGAGUCUUGGUGCUUUUGUUAAGGUAGAAUUUCUUUGUGAAUUACUUGUGUCAAAUGACAAAAAUAACACAAUUUCAUAACAAAUUCAGUGUCUUUAAGGGAAGAAAAAAUCCAUGGAUCUGGGGAGUACAGUGCUUCAGGAGUCGUGGAGCACUCUUUCUGAGACAUUUUUUGCAAUAGUCCAUUUUAUAGGGCACAGAAGAGGUGAUGUGGAAACAGUGCGUGAUUGGGAAGGAGGUCGGGAUUUUCUUACAAGGCUAGCAGGUCCUGUUUUUAGGGUAAGGUAAGCUAGCUAAGCUGAGUUGGAGGAUUGUGGCUGAUGUGCGUUAGGAUUCUCUGAUGGGUUUCCUGUAAGUGCAGGCUGACUUGAGUUUAGAUUUGUGGGCCAGGCCACCUGGGCAGCCUCCAUUCUGUGGAUCCUGAUGUGUGAAUUAACUUUAUCAUUUGUUGAAGUAUUGAAGUAACUUUUCUGUCUAUAAUCAGAUGAACACUUUAUAAGACAGAUUUGAAGUUUUUUUUUUUUUUUAAACACAAUACUUUGAUUAUUAUAAAGGGUAAGGAAACUUAGACUUUUUAUAAAAAUAAUUUUUUUUUUUUUAAAGUAGGUUCCACACCCAGCAUCUGGGGGCUUGAACGUGCAACCCUGAGAUCAAGACCUGAGCUGAGAUCAAGGGUUGGAUGCCUAACUGACUUAACCAUCCAGCUCUGAAAAGGACAUGGAUGAAAAUGAAAGCAACCAAUCUCUGAUGACAAGCAGCCAGUAUCCUAAAGAAGCAGUAAGAAAACGCCAAAAUUCAGCACGGAGUUCUGUAGGAAGUGAUUCUUCUAGGUUUUCCAGGAAAAGUUUCAAAUUGGAUUACAGACUAGAAGAAGAUGUAACUAAAUCAAAGAAAGGAAAGGAUGGCAGAUUUGUCAACCCUUGGCCAACUUGGAAAAAUCUCUCUAUUCCAAAUGUUCUUAGAUGGCUGAUAAUGGAGAAAGAUCACAGCAGUGUUCCGUGUUCCAAAGAGGAACUUGAUAAAGAGCUUCCAGUGCUGAGGCCGUAUUUUAUCGAUGACCCCGAAGAAGCUGGGGUGCGGGAAGCUGGCCUCAGAGUCACAUGGCUGGGACAUGCGACAGUCAUGGUGGAAAUGGACGAGCUCAUAUUUCUCACAGACCCCGUCUUUAGCUCCCGUGCGUCACCAUCGCAGCACAUGGGUCCGAAGCGGUUCCGUCGUCCCCCGUGCACCAUAGGUGAACUACCCCCCAUAGAUGCUGUCCUUAUCAGUCACAACCACUAUGACCACCUGGACUACAAUUCUGUCAUCGCUCUGAAUGAACGAUUUGGUCAGGAGUUGCGAUGGUUUGUGCCUUUGGGUCUCCUCGACUGGAUGCAGAAGUGCGGCUGUGAGAAUGUGAUCGAGCUGGACUGGUGGGAGGAGAAUUGUGUCCCCGGACACGAUAAGGUCACCUUUGUCUUUACGCCUUCCCAGCACUGGUGCAAAAGGACUCUCGUGGAUGACAACAAGGUUCUGUGGGGCAGCUGGUCUGUCUUGGGGCCUUGGAGCCGAUUUUUUUUUGCAGGAGACACUGGCUAUUGCCCUGCCUUUGAAGAGAUAGGAAAAAGGUUUGGACCUUUUGACCUUGCAGCUAUUCCCAUCGGAGCAUAUGAACCAAGGUGGUUUAUGAAAUACCAGCAUAUAGACCCAGAAGAAGCUGUAAGGAUUCACAUCGAUGUUCAGACAAAGAAAUCUGUGGCAAUUCACUGGGGAACUUUUGCCUUAGCAAAUGAGCAUUACUUAGAGCCCCCAGUGAAACUGAGUGAGGCUCUAGGAAGAUAUGGACUUAAGACUGAAGAUUUUUUUGUCUUGAAGCAUGGAGAAUCCAGAUACCUCCAUACUGACGAUGAAAACUCUGAAUGAAUGUGAGCACGUGAGCUUUUAGUGAAAAAGGUAUCCUCUAAGCUUCUAGGAAAGACUAAGAAAUUCAUGAAUAUUAGGAUGUUUUACAUUUGUAAACCACUUCUAUAAGUUUGUGUUGUAUGUUUUGUGUGACGGCUUGCUUGCUACUCCAAAUGCCAGUUCAUAUAAAGAAGAGUUCAGAGGUGGGUCAUUUAAAUACUGAAUUGGCAGAGGGGAAUUUGAAUCCUGUCUCAAUGGUAGAAGCAUUGAAAUGGAAUUUUUUUUAAAGGAUUAUGCUUUAGUGGUAGAAUUUGGAAGUUAGGAAAACUGAUUUUAAAGUCGUCUUUCUGUUCUUCUGGUGAAGGGCCUUCUACAGGUUAAGUCUAUCUACCUAGAUGGUUUGAGGCUGCACAUCUAAACUUAACUCACAUUAGAGUAAGUGAUGGAAUGGACACCCACCUGCUUACAGCAUUUCUUGUUCUAUCCACAUUAGCUUAUAUGCCAAAUGUUGAAUGAUUUAUUUUUUUAAGUAUAAAACCACAGGAGAUUGGGCUAAGUUACCAUUUUUAAAGACAUCGUUGUUUCAAAGAGGAAUAAUAUAUUCUGUUGCACAUCCCCAGUCCCCAAAUCAGAAGCUGCCUGAGUUGGGCAGAGGAAGGGAGGGUGUGGUUAUGAGGACAUGAUUGAUGACAUUUUCUAUUUUUAAUCUACAAGUCAGACCUGCUGAGCACAAAGAUCACUGCAAGGAAAUAGUAUUUUACAAAGAUAAAUGCAGAUCUUAAAAUGUUAACAAUUCCUUCUAUAUUCUCUUUUCUUUCCACCUACUCAUCCCCCCCCCCCCCCCCGUUUCUUAGCUCCAACCCUCGAUGUAUCAAUAAGAUUUAUAAAUAAUUUAUGUUUUACAUGAUUCAGAGGUCUUAUAUUUUUAUAUUAAAUGACCCAUACGCACAAUUCUGCUUUUACUAAGCUAGCACGGAAUACUAGCAGUUUAAAAGUAAUUCUGGGAAUUAGGUGACCUGAGUUAGGUCCCGUAAGGGCCCUGGGAUUGCUUGAUUGCUCUGAACAUUCCUCAGAGCCAAUGAGGUACAUUAGAGGCCCAUCCCAUCUUCCUGCUCCCCAGUCUCAGUGAAAUAAAUUUCAUUCGCAGAAUAAUCAAAGUAGGUUUUUUACAGCAUAUGCUAAACGGGCACUAUUCUAUUUAUUUUCACAUACACAUCUAUGCACGCCACCUGUUAGCCACUUAAUUGGAAUUUUAAUCCUGCUUCCACCACGGUUUUCUGUGUAUCCUGCCACAAGUCACCUACACUCACUGUGCCUCAGUUUCCUCAUGUGCAACAAGAGGAUAAUUUUGACCUACCUCCAAAAAAAUGUGAAUAGUGAUUUUUUUAAAAAGCACUUUGAAAAUAUAAGGGAGAAAAUUAUUUCUUAAGACCUCACUGCCUACUAGAGAUCUGAAAGCUAAAACUAGGCUCAUGCUUUUGGUCGCGUAUCGUUCCCAUUGCAGAUUCAAGCAUCUGUACCUAGGACAUGAAACACUGAGGAUUAACAACUUCAGCUCAUUUUGUAAAUUUGGGGAGUAAUAGCCAAAAUAAAUGUAAAUGAUCUUCAUCAAAAUUUAGCAUUUUUUAUCUUACAAAGAUGCAAAUCUGUCAGGGGGAAAUGUGUAUAUAAUGUGUGUGAAUGUAUGUGAUUUGGAGGCACUAAAGCACAAAAAAUUUCCCCGUAAGAUAACCUUCAGGAAAACAAAAACUGAACCACCAUAAACCUUUCACUCCGAAGGAACAUUCUAGCAAGCAGAUGGGAAUGGAGAAGUUAGGUUGAUGGUGGAUUAGCUUUGGGGCCUGGUGCCCUGACACUGGCUGUGUUCACGCAGUCACCCUCCUUCUGUUGCACGCUGCAUUCAACGCGCAUCUCUUGCCUCUGCUCUCUGAAGCAGACCAAGCUCAUCUUAAUUUGCUCCAUGAAUGGCCUUAACGUCAUUUCUGUAUUCAUGUGCACUGUGUAACCGCGGGGCUCUGAGCACUUUAAAUUAUGUUCUAGUUCCACUGAAUUAGGCCUGCCUCCUCACAAGCUUUAAUUUUUAUUACCAUUCACAUUAUUUCUGUGUUGACAUUUUGUUAAGUACAUCGAGCUUCAGAUCUCCUUGUACAGUCUCGUUCUAUUGAGUGAUUUCCAUUGUCUCACUUAGCUACAUUUGUACGUUUAUGUACAAAACAAAACCAAAUUUUGAAAAGCCAGAUGCACUCUUUAGCCUCUAUUCAGUCUAACCUCUGCGGUAAUACCUUUUACUCGAUCUUAUUUGAUCAGUUUUAUUUUGCUCUUUGGCACCCAUUCGAACAUGGGAGAUUUGAUUGAGGAUUCCUUCUCCUGGGGAACCCCUUGAUGUUCCUCCCUGCCUGGAGGGUGGGAUCACCCAGUGGGGGGCAAUCCUGAGAAAAGCCAAGAUAUGCCAUGAUCUGCACCAACCUAGAUCCGUUUGUGUAUUUUCACAUUUCAGACCGAAUGCUCUGAUCUCCAGGAAAUGGGAUGAUCUAUUCAAACUAAAAACAGAGGAAAGAAGAUGUGGGGUUUUAGAAUCCAGUGCUGCCAAAGCACAUUAAAGCCAAAUCCUAGUUUUUAUCAUGUGCACACUUUGAUUUUCACUAACGAAGGCAGAUUUUUAAAAAAAUCGUUAUAAAGAAAUGUGCCUUUCAGGGAAUUAGUACUUUUAUUCAUCAGUGAUGCAAACCUAAGUAGUGUUCUUAGCAUAUACACAUUACUGCUAUAGCCACCUGGGAACUUCCAUGUUUUCACCUUAAUACUGAAUCCUUUUUCUACUAUAAAAGUAAUUCUUCCAAGUUUGAUUUCUAUAUUGGGAUAAGCCUGAAAAUACACAUUUUUCUGUUUGAGGAUCUGUGACUUCCUAUGGAAAUCCACAUAUUUACGAAUGAACUUAAAGUACUCGUACAGCUUUGCCUUAACUACCUGGAGUAGGAAAACUUCUGCUUGCAUACUGGUUUACUUAAUACUAAGCAUGGUGAUGGUUAUGAACUUGAACAUUAUAAAACCUGGCUGAAUGGAAAUCUAUUAAGUUACAAUAGCUUAUGGAAUAAAAAUUUACAAUAUGUGAAAAUCUCUAAAAUAUGGAUAAAAAUGAAUAAAGUACUAUCAAGA
Messenger RNA from Panthera uncia (snow leopard), 5672 nucleotides. It is a transcript of the gene NAPEPLD, whose product is annotated as N-acyl phosphatidylethanolamine phospholipase D. Gene Ontology annotation, biological process: N-acylethanolamine metabolic process; N-acylphosphatidylethanolamine metabolic process. Lineage: Eukaryota; Metazoa; Chordata; Mammalia; Carnivora; Felidae. Gene Ontology annotation, cellular component: cytoplasm; membrane-bounded organelle. The coding region runs from base 1356 to 2540 and encodes 394 amino acids. The record is from RefSeq and is a predicted model, not a curated record. Gene Ontology annotation, molecular function: N-acylphosphatidylethanolamine-specific phospholipase D activity; zinc ion binding. The transcript has 5 exons.